Aspergillus ruber CBS 135680 is the source of this 1116-nucleotide messenger RNA. RefSeq names its product cysteine synthase A. Lineage: Eukaryota; Fungi; Ascomycota; Eurotiomycetes; Eurotiales; Aspergillaceae. Bases 1 to 1116 code for a protein of 371 amino acids. Gene Ontology annotation, cellular component: cytoplasm. The transcript is spliced from 2 exons. The record is from RefSeq and is a predicted model, not a curated record. Gene Ontology annotation, molecular function: cysteine synthase activity.
AUGUUUCGCCAGAGUAUUCGCCGGUUUGGCACCACGGCCCUCCGUGCUGCAGAGGGGUCUACCGCCUAUGCUGUGCGAGUUUCGCAAGCCCAGGGCUCUGUCAAUGGCUUGACAGAAGCAAUUGGAAACACCCCCCUCAUCCGCUUGAAGCGUAUCUCUGAACAAACCGGCUGCAACGUCCUCGGUAAAGCCGAAUUCCAAAACCCUGGUGGCAGCGUGAAAGACCGAGCCGCUCUCUUCGUCGUCAAGGAUGCGGAGGAAAAGGGACUCUUGAAGCCCGGCGGUACCGUCGUCGAGGGCACGGCCGGUAAUACGGGUAUUGGUCUCGCCCACGUCUGCCGCUCCAAGGGCUACAAGCUCGUUAUCUACAUGCCCAACACCCAGUCGCAGGGCAAGAUUGAUCUGCUGCGUCUUUUGGGCGCGGAGGUCUACCCGGUCCCCGCGGUGGCGUUCGACAACCCCCAGAACUACAACCAUCAGGCGCGGAGACAUGCUGAGUCGCUCGAUAAUGCUGUGUGGACGAACCAAUUCGACAACGUCGCCAACCGCCAGGCGCAUAUUGAGACUACGGGACCCGAGAUCUGGGCCCAGACUGGCGGCAAGAUCGAUGCGUUUACCUGUGCGACUGGAACAGGUGGUACUUUCGCUGGAACCACGCGCUACCUGAAGGAAGUCAGUGAGGGACGAGUAAAAGCUUUUCUGGCUGAUCCUCCGGGUAGUGUGCUGCACAGCUACGUUCAGAGCGGUGGUAAUCUUAUGGACCGGGCUGGUGGCAGUAUUACUGAGGGCAUUGGUCAGGGCCGUAUCACGGAGAACCUCAAGCCCGAUGUCGAUUUGAUCGACGGGUCGCUGAACAUCAGCGACGAGAAGUCGAUUGAGAUGGUCUACCGCUGCUUGGACGAGGAGGGUCUUUACCUUGGUGCUAGCUCUGCCUUGAACGUUGUUGCUGCCAAGGAAGUCGCCGAGAAGCUCGGCAAGGGUCACAACGUCGUGACUGUUCUAUGUGAUGGAGCCUACCGGUAUGCUGAGCGGUUGUUUUCCCAGACAUGGCUCGAGAGCAAGAACCUACGCUCUGCUAUUCCCAAGCAUUUGGAAAAGUACAUAGUGCUGCCUUAA